UACGCUCUGGCCGGGGAGUAGGGUUGGUCUGAGCAUUCAGCAGCGGUCAAGCACCCAAGUUAACGAUGGCUACCUAGAGGUCACUUUUUUCGGGGGGCUAGCUAGAGAACACCUCACUGAUUUUACUCGCCCUAGUAGAGCUGGUUAGGCCAUUUUCAUUUUAUAUCGAGCGUUGGUGACACCGACCAUAUUCAUCCUGUGUUUAGCAUUCGUAAAUUCAUCAGUUAUUCUGCGCGAGAAUGCUCUGAAAACGGAGUAGUAGUUAAUAAUACUGUCUGGCAAGUUCGAUGUAUUAGUAGCCAACUAAAGUUGGGUAGAUAGCUAACAUAUCAGUACCUACUGCUCUAAUGCUAUGCGGUUUGUAUAAGGACGUAGCUAAUAAAUUGUCAGCCAACAUAGCGUGUAACGUUAGUUAUUUUAAAAGUGAUUACAUUGCUCAACAUUCUUUUUUUAACAAUUUUGUCAUAAUUAGUUAAAACAAUUCAUUUGUUUUCGCCUUCGUCAGGCUUCGGCUGCAAAUUUUCCACCAUUCUCUUCAAAUCUGAAAAGGUGAAGCCACGCCCAUUUUCGGAAGAACUGAAUUAUGGGUCCUAAAAGCACAGAAAGUGUCCACUGCGUGUGUACUUCGUAUUUUGGCGAAUUUAGCAUGAGUUUCGGGAACUUUUGACAUUCUAACUAUAUCCAUACUAUGACCAGUAUACUAUAUACCCAAAUCCCGUCACAAAUAGUGCAGUUAGUAGCAGAGUAUUCAGCUUAGGUUUAGUGAAGAUAAUAAUUGGAGGGUGGUCUCACACUCCAGUACAGUAGGUGGCGGUGUAUGCACCUUUCAGUUGGUUGCGAUCCGAAAAUACAAAGGUAAAUAAGUAGUAAACGGAAGUGAAUAGUGAUCACGAACAAUUUUCACGUUAGCGUUUUUGUUUUGUUAUUUAGACAUUUAUUAACACUCUGGAACUCAAUGCGAUUCAUUCGAACUGCAAAACAUAAUAUACUUAACUCGGGUAGUCUUUAAUUCGCGUUGAAGACAGGACUUGGUUGAUAGAUGUUAUCUAGGUAACGCUAGCUAGCUGCUAACGUUAGUUAACAAUGGCUAACGGUAUGGUUUUUCACACUCAAAUUGCCUCGAUUAUGGAGGUGCUAGCGAAUGCAGCCGUGGCAGAGAUCUGUAAAGUCGUAGACGACGACUAUGCAGUGUUUCGUUUGGAAAUAACUCAAAGCCAGAAAGAAAACAGGGGAUUGCGGAGGAAACUACAGCAACUGGAACUGAAGGUGUCACGGGAGCGCGCAGAGAGGACAAUACGAGAGCGCGUCCUCGCCAGUCGUCCCAGUAGUGUCAAGAUCCUCGACCGAUACAGAGGAAUGGCUAGAGGUGAAGGACAUCUCACCGGAGGCCCCAGGAGCUUUGUAAAGCCAGCGGGACACAAUACAUGGAGAGAUGACCAACCCAUAGCUGUAGAUGAGGGGAGUGGAACCUCAACCCAGCAUGUUAUCGUGAUAGAGUCUGCAGAUGCAGAGGCCGCAGGUCCUGAAGAACCGUCUCUGGUCAAGAAGGAGAGGACUGAAGCAGAGGACCCACUGCACAGCGGAGACCUCCAGACUGGAGCAGUGGCACCUCCUGUAGCCACGGAGGACCUCACGACUGCCGCCUCGCCCCAGCCCAGGACCGGAUGCAGCAUCACGGAGGAAUGCUCACAGCGAGGGAAUGUCUGCGUGAUGCUGAGUGUCCCCUUGCUGGUCUUCUCUGUGUUGGAUGUUCGGCUGCAAACUGGACAUUUCUCAAACAACUGCAGCAGACGAUCCUUAUAAACAGUUUACUUCCUCAUGUUAUGAGGUGGUGUUGACCGGGAGGGCCUGUGACAGGGUGAUACGAUAGACAGCCAAGGGGUUAAUUGCAUUUUGUUAUAAAGAAAUGAGAACGCUUUUGAUAAUUCACUUCACAACCAAAAUGAUCUACUACUUGUAUCUGCUUGGCUGGGUAAUUACUACUUUAUCAAACCGGGUAUUUUUGGUUUACAAAUUUUUAUAUAUAACACACAUUACCAUUUGUUGAUGAAGCCGUCUGUGUCACAAGGGUAGUUAACUUGGGUCAAGCUAAUUCUAGGUCGUUACCACAGCCACAGUCAGAAACCCAGCCUAUUUCUACAAUUUAUCUUAUUAGAAUUUAAUUUUAAACCUAACCUUUACCACAAGGCUAAACUUUUGCCUAACCAUAAUCUUAAAUGAAGAACAAACAGUGAAAAGAUUUAACAUUUUUAAUUAAUUUUUAAGAUGGGGUUCCAAACUCUGUUUUAGACGAGACUGACUAUGAUUAAAAUGAUCCUACUUACACUGUAGUCAAUGUUGACACAAUAAUAAAUGUUUCUGACUCAUAUCAAUACCACAUAGGCUGUUUUCAAAGGGAUUAGUUGCUUUUUAGGAGCAGUUGCUCUUUAACGCUUGUUCUCAUCUGGGAAAAGUAAAAGAAACAGUCAAAAAUACUGGGACAAGUAGAAUAUAGAUUUAAGAUGUCCAAAUGGACAACAACAACAAGUAUUUAACUCCUUUUGUUAUGGCAAGCCUACAUAAGUUCAUGAGUACAUAAUAAAGUCACAUAAUAAAUUGCAUGGACUCACUCUGUGUACAAUGAUAGUGUUUAACAUGACUACCUCAUCGCUGUACCCCACAGAUAGAAUUAUCAUCAAGGUCCCUCAGUUGAGCAGUGAAUUUUGAACACCAACUCAACCACAAAGACCAGGGAUGUUUACCAAUACCUUGCAAUACAGAGUUUAAUGGCUGUGAUCGAUGGAAAACUCGGGAUGGAUCAACACCAUUGUAGUUACUCCACAAUACUAACCUAAUUGACAGAGUUAAAAGAAGGAAGCCUGUACAGAAUAAAAAUAUUCCAAAUCAUGCAUCUUGUUUGCAACAAGGCACUAAAGUAACCCUGCAAAAA
Molecule: messenger RNA, 2929 nt
Organism: Oncorhynchus gorbuscha (pink salmon)
Lineage: Eukaryota; Metazoa; Chordata; Actinopteri; Salmoniformes; Salmonidae
Exons: 4
Coding region: 1084-1803 (239 amino acids)
Source: RefSeq, a predicted model, not a curated record